Molecule: messenger RNA, 2218 nt
Organism: Sphaeramia orbicularis (orbiculate cardinalfish)
Lineage: Eukaryota; Metazoa; Chordata; Actinopteri; Kurtiformes; Apogonidae
Gene: ccdc92
Product: coiled-coil domain containing 92
Exons: 4
Coding region: 222-1208 (328 amino acids)
Source: RefSeq, a predicted model, not a curated record
AGAUGAUCGGAAAUUGACACAGCCGCCCUCCGCUCCUCUCGCCCUACCGAGGCGAACCCUUAACAGCAUCCCCGCCAGACAUGCCAGACAAGGCGGACCGCAUUUAGCCGGCGUGGCUUCUUCGCCCAAGACAAUUUCAUAGCCGCUUAUAAGACAUUUGACGGUAUCUAUUUUUAGCCUGAAGAGUUGCAAAGUUGGUGUUUAUCUGAACAUAAUCAACAAUGGCAUCAGCAAAUGUUACACUAGAGAAUCAGCUGCACAGCGCACAGAAAAACUUGCUCUUCCUCCAACAAGACCAUGCAAACACUUUAAAGGGACUACAUUCAGAGAUCCGCAGAUUACAACAGCAAUGCACAGACCUGACUUAUGAGCUCACUGUUAGAAGCUCUGACCCUUCAGACAGUGGAGAGAUCCGUUGCAGAGAGCUGCAAAGGAGAUGUGAGGAGUUGGAGGCCCAGUUAAAGAAGAAGGAAGAGGAGAAUACAGAACUGCUCAGGGACCUGGAGCAAAAGAACGCCAUGAUAUCUGUCCUGGAAAACACGAUAAAAGAACGGGAAAAGAAAUACCUGGAAGAGCUCAAGAUGAAGAGCCAUAAGUUGGCUGUUUUGUCUGGCGAACUGGAGCAGAGAGCAAGUACCAUCGCAUACCUUACCUCACAACUUCAUGCAACCAAGAAGAAGCUGCUGGCCGGCAGCUCCUCUGAGGCCAGCCCCAACGUCAGCCCAGUCACCUCAUAUAAGCCCACGCCCCCGCCACCCAAAGACCGGCAGCCUGAAACCCCACGGCGCCGCAUGAAGAAGAGCCUCUCCCAGCCUCUUCACCCAGAGUUGACAGAGGUGUACCGGCUGGGCCCAGACGGCAGGCGGGUGGUUCUGCGGGAAACAGUGGACGCCAUGCCUGACCCCACCCCUUUCCUGCAGGCUGGGAAAGAGUCUCCGGAACCUCAGUUAGUGCGUGAACGUCCUGCUGUCAUCCCUCCUAUUGUGUCAGAGCGCCCCCCGGUUUCUCCCCUCGGUGCUACAGCCAGCCCUCGACACAGCCCUGCCCGGGACCGUCAGCACAGGGCUCAUGUGGGCGUGGCACACCGCAUCCCCCACGGUACCCCUCCCCUCGCCCCACCGCAAGCAGAAUUGGAGACGCUGGCAGUGGACCAGGUCAACGAGGAGAAGGUUGUGCGGAAGCGCUCAGGAGUUGACAGGACAGUUUAAAACUGCAAUGCUAACAUGCACAUAAAUGCACACAUCUACUGUAUACCUAAACACGUACAUUUAACUGCAACAGCAGGAAGAAGCCUGACCCACUGUGUAGCCUGCUUUUUACGCAACACUGCAAUGAUAAAAAAAAAAAAAUCCAUAUCAUUUUGUUUAUGGUAUACUUCAAAGACUUUUGUUUUUCUUAAUGUACGGUAGAAAAUGACUACUCAAAAGCAUGCCAAAUGUUUCUAAUUUACCACCCACUGAGAUCUUGUAUCAUACACAUCUUGACUUUUUGCUUAGGCUUUCACUUCAUUCUGUCCAAUGUGGUGCAUAAAACAAAUUCUCAGCCAAAUAUCUGCAUCAGUGCCUACUCAGUCGGCUCAACCGUGCUCAAACUGUGUAGCAUAGUUAAGGCUAAUAGUUAACUCUACAUAUCUUUGUCUGCUCCAUCUUCUCAGUCUGGGCAUCUCAACAAUCUACGUAUAAACCAACCAUAUAUCAAGAUGUCUGCAGCUGCUUAGGAUAGAAUUGAAAUGAUUAAACUAUUAUUCCCCAAAUGACUUUCUUUUUUGCGAUAUCAGUAUAAAUAUGUUAAAGGCAUGAGCCGCCUUAUGUGCAAUUGGAAUUUUUUGGUUGUUUAAUGCAGUAGGAAACUGAUGGUAAGAGGACGUAAAUGUGCAUGUGUGUAAGAGAGUGUGUGUGUUUCAGAACGUCAUGACCAUUGAGAGAAUUGAGAUUUGGCUUAAACAAUAUUGACAGAAGGCAUUUGUGAUACCAGGGCAUUUUUGAAACACUGUAAUAGGACUUUGUGAUAUUAUUAACUGUACUUUAUAAAGCCUGUACAUUUGUAAUGAUUUUUUAAUUUAUUGUUUAAUAUAGAAGAUGGAAGAACACUUCAAAUGUUGAAAGUAAACAUUACCCCACCGACAUGGUAAUCAUAUACACUAAAUAACCUGCUUUUCACAGAAACAUCACUGUUCCUUCAAGUAUAUAAAUCAAUACAAUAAAGCAAUGCCUUUUGA